Bombina bombina (fire-bellied toad) is the source of this 8346-nucleotide messenger RNA. Its product is annotated as telomerase protein component 1. Lineage: Eukaryota; Metazoa; Chordata; Amphibia; Anura; Bombinatoridae. The record is from RefSeq and is a predicted model, not a curated record. Bases 263 to 8245 code for a protein of 2660 amino acids. Gene Ontology annotation, molecular function: protein binding; telomerase activity; telomerase RNA binding. The transcript is spliced from 57 exons. Gene Ontology annotation, cellular component: telomerase holoenzyme complex. Gene Ontology annotation, biological process: telomere maintenance via recombination.
GGUGCUGUAAUCAGAGCACUUCUACAAAGACCAGUGACAAGGUAACACAAAGAAAAUUACCUACCGGAACCCCUUGUCUGAGAGUCAAACUGAGGACACAUAGGAACCGCUGGGAAGCCGUGAGUAGUAACAGCUCACAAGAGAGGGAUAGCUGCUGCUGUCAGAAGCAGGAACCAGGAAGUAAAGGAGUUUACAGGUUACAAGAGACCGGAGAGCCCAUUAGGAUUACCUCUAUGAAAGUACAGAAAAUUCAUAUUUGAGAAUGCCAUCUGACAUUUACUCAAAACGACAAUCUGGUCUUUCUUUGGAAAAUAAUUGUCUUUGUGGCAGUAAGGACCUAUCACAGCCUCGAUGGCGACUUGCAAUAACCUUACCUGGCUCUGACUGGUUGAAUAAUACUUUGAGUUCUCCUAUUGAAUCCCACUGGUCUCGUAGCACAUCACUUGGAACUUCCAGCAACAAAACACCACCUAGCCUUGCAAUGUCCUCUUCUUCCCUACUGAAUUCAAAUCUUUCUUUGACCUCUAAUCGUCUUUUGACCUCUGAAUUAUCUGAGACAACUCAACCUGCUUUAAACCGUAAUCUUUCUUGCUUAGUUUCAUCCUCUAGAUUAACUUCCUCAGUACUGACUUCUGAAACCAUGAACCAUUCCCUCAAAACCCAGAAUUUAAACAUUUCUAGUGCUGCUCACGCUACUGAUGUUCCUCUGCUACCUUCACUUAUAGCAACCUCUAAUUCCUCAGCGACAGCUGACCAUCCUUUAAUUCCUGAGUCUGAAAUUAUGGUUCCCUUAAAUGUCACAGCACCCUCUAAUCCUGAUACAUCCACAGCCUCAAGAUUCUUAGAUACAAGCGUUAAAUACAGCAAGUCUGAUGUAACCGUACAUGUAGAUUCCAUAUUAGAGGGUACCAAGGAACUACCAAGAUAUUGUAGGGCAGAAGAACACGUGCCUUCAGAGGACAGCAUUACAUCACAUACUGUAUGUAAUAAGGAGGCAACGAACAGUGGAGUGGUAACUACAUUUCCAAAGGUGAUCUUGCCAACUUACCCACCAUUUGACCAAACCAUAGUAGCUGUAAAGGACCAGCCACAGUCUGAAGAGCAACAAUCUGAUGCACUGAGUAAACAGGAGGCUGUAAUAAAGCUCCACCGAAAGAAGAUGGCUCUGAUAUCUGCUGUUUGCUGUUCUCUGGUCAAUGGACCCAAAUUUUCAGACCCCUCAGACCUGACCCGUUCUGUGCUCAAGAGCUUUUGUGAAGAGAUGGCAGAAUUGGAACCAGAAUUUGUAUUAAAGGUUGCUCUCUACACCCGUCAAGAACUGAACAUUCGGACCACAGCAAACUUUUUGUUGGCACUUUCUGCUCUAUUGCCUGCUUGCCGCCCACACCUACGCAGAUAUUUCUGUGCCAUUGUCCGGUUGCCAACUGACUGGAUGGAAAUACCACGACUCUAUCAGUGUCUGCAAUGUCCUGAUAACGCCUGGGUGGGAGGACUGAACGCCUGGAACGAUUCAUUUCCGAAGAAAAAGAAGAUUGAACUGCACAGCACAAGAAAGAACAAUAGCCUGGCAUCUCAAUAUGAAAAGCUGGCACCACUACCAUCCAGUCUGCGUCGGGCUUUGACCUGCAAGUUUCUAGAGUUCACAGAGUAUCAGCUUGCAAAAUACAACACUAGAAGACAACGUGGGAAAUAUGAUUCUGCAAACCAAAAAAACAAGAAACGCAGAGCUCCCCGUGUUUUGAAAGUGGGUAAGAAUUUGAGAGUUGUUGAAAAAUCACUGAAGUGUCUUCAAGUGAAAUUUGAUUCUCCAGGUACUUCGUCCUCUCACAAGAAGCCAAAAGAUAAAUUCUCUCUGAAAAGUUUAAUCCAGAGGUUGCAUAUCUCCAAACCUGCCAAACAUGUCAUGUGCCUUUUAGGAUGCAGGUAUCCAAAAGACCUGCACUCUUUUUCCCGUAGUGGUCUUGAGGGUCCCUGGCAGUCUGAUCUUUCAGGUCGUAGGAUGAAGCUUAAACAGCCAGAGACAUGGGAGAGAGAGCUGAGCCAGAAAGGGAACACUGGACCUACCUGGGAGGGGCUGCUUGAUAGCCAUCAGGUUCCAUUCAUGGCAUUACUGAGAAAUCUACGGAACUUAAUUAAAGCAGGUGUCAGUGAAAGACAUCACAAGGAGGUGAUGGCACGGCUCUCCAGCCAGAAUGCUGUGAUUAAAAGCCGCCUUUUUCCAUUCCGCUUCCUGUCAGCCUACAAAGUGAUCCAGGAUUUGGAAUCUCAGCGACAAAUGGCAGAGAAGCCAUUACCUUCAAAUGUUAGACUAAUUGAUCGUAUCCUCCGGAGAGAAGGAAGAGGAAUUCGAGAACUACUUGCACGUCGCUGGACUCGUCGUCAGUUAAGGGCCUGUUUAGCAAUUCCAGCUGUACAUUUGCUGUUGAAGAAAGAGAAAGAAGUUCUGAGAAAGGCCAGGGCAGUGCAGCUGGACCAAGAGACACUGCAAAAUUAUAAGGCGGCCCUGGAGAAAGCUGUUGAUAUCUCUGCCCAUCACAAUAUUCCCCCAUUGCCAGGGCGCACAGUUAUCCUGUUGUGUGUUAACUUUGCCAUGUACCAGACAUGCCAUGGUACCAAAGACUUGAGUGUUGCAGAGGAUGAUUCGGAGAAGGGGGGUAAAAAGAAUCCACCAACGCUCUUGGAAGUGAGUCUUCUGCUCAGUCUGAUGGUAAAAGAGACCUCAGAGAGCUGUCAGCUUGUGCUGUAUGAUUUAGACAUCUUUGCACUGGCUGAGGCCACCUCUGGUUCACUGCUUCAGAACGUGACCAAGCUCAAGUCACAGGCCCUGGAGCUAAAUAAAUCCUCAAGAUUACAAUUGCAAAUCAAAAGACCUAUAGAGGAGUAUAUACUGGAGUUGCUGAAGUGCAGAACUAAGGUGGACACACUUCUGAUAUUUACUCCUGUCACACUUUACAAUGAAUUCCAAUCAGCGUUGCAGCUUUACCGAAGAGAGGUGAAUGCAGAAUGUCUGUGUGUUACUGUGCUGCCUUCUGACUAUAGGAAUGAAAUGGUUGUUGACAAUCUUGAAAAGAGUAACGAUGUGACGCUGUUCGGGGUCUCUGAACAGGUGCUACAGUAUAUUUCUGAACGUGGCACAGCUCGCCUGUUGGACCAUGUUGAAAAGGUGAACGAAAGGUUUAAAGUCCCAGAGGAUCCUGAAAAUGUGAAGAGUAAACAUGUGCUUGGUACAGAGGACAUCGUCCCUAUACCAAGACAAAGGUGGCGCAGCAUACGUGUUUUUAUCUCCUCCACUUUUCGUGACAUGCACGCAGAAAGAGAUCUGUUGAUUGGUCAGGUGAUGCCAGAGCUGCGAGCCCGAGCUAGCAUUCAUUUUCUAUCCUUGGAGGAAGUUGAUCUACGAUGGGGAAUAACAGAGGAGGAAGCAAAGAAAGACAGGCAGCUAUCUUUAUGCCUGUCUGAAGUGUCUCGAAGCCAGAUUUUUAUUGGAAUUCUUGGAGAGCGAUAUGGACACAUCCCCAAAACAUACUCCCUUCCACUUCUACCUGAGUACCAGUGGAUUCAGACAUAUCCUUCAGGAAGGUCUAUCACUGAAUUAGAGGCCAUGCAGUUCUUAGAAAAUUGUGAUCUACAAAAUUCAGACCACCCUAAGGCAUUCUUCUAUUUCAGGGAACCUGCAGAGCAUUGUCCUCCUCACUCUGACUUUUCUGUUGAGUCUCCAAACGCUGCAAUGAGAAUGGCAGAUCUGAAGAAGAAUGUGACCCAGCAUCCAGUUACCAGGUGUUACAGGUACUCAUGUCGAUGGGGCAAAGAUCAAGAUGGAAAGCCAUUUGUAACUGCACUGGAGGACUUUGGAGCUAGAGUUUUGGAAGAUAUAUGGGAGGUCAUAGAAAGAGACUAUAUCAGGGACGGACCAGAAAUAUCAGAUGAAGAUGAAGAUCAACUGGCACAGGAGGGCUACCAGGAGUGGCAGGAGCACUUGUCUUGUGCCAGAGAAAAACUGGUCUUGAGCACAAGCGCACAGAUACUGCAGAGCACUCGAAAAUCUCAAACAAAUGGCCGCAUUUUCCUGGUGUGCGGUGAGCCCAGCCAGGGGAAGACUGUUUUCAUGGCGGAUCUAAUAAGAAAACUAAGAUUUACAACCUCCUUCUCAACUGUUAUUUUUCACUUUACGGGAGUCACCCCUGAGUCUAAAGAAGCAGAAAAUAUGCUAACGCGGAUUUGCAAACAAAUGAACCAGCAUCUACAGAGAAAGAACACUAAUUUCACCUCAUACAGGGCUCUUUUGGACGAAUUCCACUCUCUGCUCCUGUUAGCUUCUCAAUCUUUAAGACACAGUGGCACUCUAACUCUGCUGGUGGAUGGGGCCGAUCUACUUUGUGGCCAUUCAGGAGAGAUCACAUCUGAUUGGAUUCCUGAGCAUCUCCCUCAGCGAGUAAACCUGGUUCUGAGCGUAACUGAAGAUUCCUCUCUUUGCCGCUCCCUGCGCAGAAGGAAGGAUACAUCAAUCAUUUCUCUUACUGGGCUUGAACCUUUGGACCGGACAGAACUGGUGAGACAAAGGUUGGCCGUAUAUGGGAAGAAGCUAGAAGAGUCUGCUUUCAAUAACCAGAUGCGAAUGUUGCUUAUUAAGAAGGGCUCCAAGCACCCACUGUAUCUUUCUCUGGUUUGUGAAGAGCUCCGUGCCAACACAAUCUACGAAAAGCUUUCUGAUGAUAUACAGAAGUUGCCGGCCACCCUCUCUGCUCUAAUUCAGCACAGGCUUGAGUGCUUGGAACAAGAACAUGGAGUGUCUAUGGUGACUUUUGCAAUGGUCUCCAUGUGUGUUUCAAGGAAAGGACUUCGGGAAAGAGACAUGCUGAGGAUCCUGAGCAUACUGCAACAUGUGAAGAGCAUAUACAGCACACCCUGGGACCAGCUGUUGGCUUUAGCCUCUUCUGCCAAGAAUAUUCCCAUGACUAACUUCACUCUGCUCCUCAGGGGACUGAGAAGUGUGCUCGGUCUCUGGACUCCCACUUUGAUGUCUGACCCCAGACUACAUCUAUCAAAUGGUCUUUUACUGGAUGCUGUGAAGAAGAGAUAUUUUGGGAAGCCAGAGGUUCCUCAAGCAGCACAUCUUCUUCUUGCUGCUCACUUUUGGUCUCUCUCAUGCCCGGAAGACCCUGCAUCUGUUAUAUAUGCCGAGGGUCUGAGUGAGGUGUCCUAUCAUCUGCUUUGUAGUAAUCAGUUAAACAGGCUGGACGUGCUGCUCACAAAUCUCAAGUUCCUGCAAGCACAUGCUACCCUAGGCCUGUUGCCACAGCUGUGCCAACUUUACAGCAGGCACUGUGGAGGAACGGCGAUCAAGUGUAGCGGCUUAAAAGGUGCAGUUAUGUCUGAGAAGAACAGCACUUCUCCCACUUUGGUCUGUGAUCAGGGGUCUUCUGUAGGAUUAUUCAGAGAAUUCAUUUAUCGCUCCUUGCCCAUCCUUACAAAGAACCCUUCACUGUUUUAUCAACAAGCCUUAAAUGAGCCUGAUAGUUCUGCAGUUUGUAUCCAGGCGAGAUCCCUUGCCAGUGAAAUGAAGGGUGCUGAAGAACAGCAAACAAUAGUGUGGAACAAUAAACCCAGGUUCCUUAAUGUCAGUGCUAGUAAGUCUCUGGAAUUCCCAUUUACCCCAAGCUGUGUUAGUUUAUGCCCUGGAGAACAUCAUGCUGCUGUGGGUACCAGUAAUGGUUCCGUGCACCUGCUUGACACAGACAGUGGAGGAGAAGUGAGAACACUGUACAGUGGCUGUGAUGGGGUCUCUGCCUGCACUUUUAUCACUGAUGAUUUGCUUUGCAUUGCUUCUUAUGAUGGAACUGUGGAAAUCUGGAACAUCCCUGAUGGCUGCCGACUACACCAUGUUGUGGCUCACCAGCGGCAGAUCACUGGAUGCUAUGUUAGCAAUGAUCGCAAACAGCUUGUCACCUGUUCUCUAGAUUCGCAGCUGAAGCUCUGGGACACCAGCCGUGUUUCUCUCUUGGGUUCAAAUGCUUUCCGAAGCCCUAUUAACUGUGCUGCUUUUCAUCCAAGAAAUCAUGUGAUUGCUGUUGGAUGUUGGGAUGGGAACAUAACUGUGGUCAGAAUGGACAACUGGAAGAGAAGUGCUGUUCUCUGUGGUAGCUCCUCAGUGAGAACAUUGUCUUUUGUCCCAGAGGGCAAUGUAAUAGUAUCAGGAAGUCUUGAUGGAUGGGUUUCAUUGUGGGCAUGGGAGGAAAAAGUUCAGGUUUCUCGCUUUAGAGCUCACAGCGGUUCCACUCUAACAACCAACUUUCUGCAAAAUGGAGAACUCCUGUUAACUGCAGGAGAGGAUGGCAAGGUGCAGGUUUGGUCUGGCGGUCUUGGAAGGCUACGCAGCCAAGUAUCUGCAGGGUGCAUGCGCUCCCCUGCACUAUCUAUUGCAAUUUCUCCAAAUAAACAGUUAUUGGCUGUUGGGUAUCAUUCAGAUCCUGUCUCCAUCUACAGUGUGGCUACUGGAGAACUUGUAUCUCAGUGCAACUUUAAAGACAUAUCUGUGAGAAGCAUUUUGUGGCUCUCUGAUAAGACAUUUGCUACUGGAAGCUCCAAUAACUUGGUGCAAAUUUGGGAUGUUAAACCACGUCGGCCUCACUGCCGUCUGUCUCUUUGUGCACACAAACGUUCUAUACAAGCCCUGGCAGUCUCAUCCAAGCUUUUAGCUUCAGCCUCUGAGGAUGUCUCAAUCUCACUCUGGUCAGUGGACAAGCUGCUCAAAGCUACUUCUCCCCCCUCCCCAGUCUUUAUUCUCCAAGGUCACACAGCUGCAGUCACUUGCUGUGCCUUUAGCAAUGAUGGCAAACUGCUUGCUACAGGGGGUCAUGACCGGUCAUUGCUGUGUUGGGAUGUCUCCUUGGAUCCACCAACUCUUGCACACACAUUCUUGUCUUGUCACAAGGAUUGGGUAAAUGGCUGUGCAUGGACUGACACCUCUCUACUGGUCUCAUGCUCUGGAGAUGGCUCUGUAUACCUAUGGGACAUUCAACGUGAGGAACGUAUUUUGGAGUUUGCAGGACAUAAGAGUGCUGUUAGCAGUGUUCUCUGCAUGAGAGAAUAUUUACUGUCAAGCAGCUUGGAUGGUUGUCUGAAGGUGUGGAAUCUCAAAGGAGUAGAGAUGGCCAGCAUCACAGCUCACUGUGAUCAAAUACAUGCAAGCACUGCAUAUUGGGAGUCUGAGAAUAUUUGUGAUGAUUCUAAUCUGGUUGCUUACACAGCCAGUUCUGAUGGGUCUGUUUUAAAGUGGAGCCCAUUCCAGGUGGACCAGAUAGAAACAUUAUGUGGUCAUGGAGGGGAAGUAACUUCUACUGCAGUUGGUGCCAGGUCCCGGACCAUUGUCACAGUUGCACAGGAUGGCUCAGUGCGAUUUUGGAGUGGGUCAUUUAGAGAUGGACUUACUGCAGGGAAACGUCACUCUGGUGCAGUAUCAGCAAUUGCAUGGUCUCCAGAUGGAGAGCUAGUGGUGUCUGGUGGAGAGACCGGGGAUAUCAUUGUGUGGAAGCAGCAGGAAGCAGUGCUGACUCUGCAGUGCAGCAACUUUUGUGUUUCUUCACUUUACUUCACUUCCAAACUAUCUGUUUGUGCAAUCACCAAUGAUAGGAAAAUAUACCAGUGGAUCUUGCAUCCAUGUAAAGAUGGGGGCCUCAGAGCAGAGACAUCUUACACUGUUGAAGUUGAUUCUCUGGUGAUUAAUGCAAUUCUAAGCCCUUCACAAAGUGAGUUGCAGUUAUACACAGUGUCUGGGGACAAUUUUGUUUUAGAUACAAAUAAAGGGUCGUUUAAGUUAGGAGUAGAACCUCCAUCUAUCAAGCUUGGCCCCCAGCUCCCUAAGAAACUUCUCGAUUCUGACACUUUCAUAACUGUUACUCAGCCUGACUUUGGUGUUGCAGACUCUGCUGGGUGUCUGUGGCUUCUGACUUUAAACAAAAAAGGAACUAAACACAAAACAACCAUCAAUUGGGAGCAGAAAAAGGUGCACUCUGCUUCAAUCUCUUCUCUGCAAGUAACUGACAAAAAUGUUGUCACAGCUUCUGCUGAUCGAACUGUGAAAAUUUGGUCACGCGCGCCCUUCCGACAGGUUGGCCUCUUCCACUGCGCAGGAGCCGUAACAUUCUUAUCUGUGACUUCUAAAACACAAAGUGACACCUCUGAGGAGCUGCUUCAUAUUGCCUGUGGUGAUCAGUAUGGGAAUGUGUAUCUGUUGUCAUGCCUCUAAACAUAUUGUGUUUUGUAAGAGUCUUAACAUUUAGAAUAUUUUUAGAUGACCAUGGAAAUAAAGGUUUUUACGUGUUGUUCGAAGAAGCACCUUCAGCAUAA